UCGCACGCACCCACAGCCCACAGGUUGUUGGAAACUUGGAAUUCAUGAGGUGAUUCAUUCGUAUCCUAACAGCGGGUCAAUUGGAAAAUUAGGGUUUUACGAUCUACGCAUACUGAUUGACAGUCGAAAGAGAAGACAACUUCAAGCAUUUCUCUCUUGCAACUCAUAAUCAUCAUCUACAUCUAAUGGCGCCCCCUCCUGGCCCUUACUCCGGCACCAGCACCCUCGCUCUGGUAGCCCGUGCAUCAGCUUUCUCCUUUGGUUUAGUUUACGGAAGCAUUAAACUCAAGGUUCUGAAGGCAAAGGCCAAGUCACGUGCCAAAGCUGAAGCCAAGGCCCAUCACUGAUGAAAUCAUUUAUGAUGUAGCUUGUAGCGAUGGAGAUUUCCACAUAGGGAGACACUCUGAUCACUGGUUGGAGAAAUAUGAUUUUUGGCUUUAAAAUUUAGUAAAUUUUUUUUUUUUUUUUUACUGUUGAAACAAAAGAAAAUUUCUUUGUUUAGACGAUGUUGAGAUGGUGUACGCUUAGUUUUCAGUUCCCAUGGGCAAUUCUGCCUCUGAGAUGGCUGUUCUUGAAAUAAAGGUGACACCUGAUAAAUAAGACACAGUUCGAGAUUCUUUUUUUGUUAAGAUACUACUUUCGUUUUGCUUUGAAGUUUCAACUUAUGAUUUUCUCGCUGACCUCUGGUUCAGUUUAUAGGUUUGUGUUCUAAGAAAGGGAUAUACAUAAGAACCUUUGCUGUUGA
This is a messenger RNA of Cucumis sativus (cucumber), 745 nucleotides long. RefSeq lists its product as hypothetical. The transcript is spliced from 3 exons. The coding region runs from base 186 to 347 and encodes 53 amino acids. NCBI's taxonomy places the organism in Eukaryota, Viridiplantae, Streptophyta, Magnoliopsida, Cucurbitales, Cucurbitaceae. The record is from RefSeq and is a predicted model, not a curated record.